AUGCCCACCUCACCUAAAUCCAGGCGGACUGAGCCAAGGACUCAGGUCCUACCUGAAAUCCCCAUAAAGGAGAUGAAAAUGUGGGAUAGGCGAACGAUGCUUCGGUGGAUCCAGCAAAGAAAUUCCUCCCUCCUCGAAGGUGACGACCUGAAAAGCUUCGACAGCGCAGCGAUCAACGGUGAAGCCUUUUUGUACACCAGUUACGAUUUCUUCCGUAAAGAGUGUGGCAUCCUCCCUGGACCCAGUCUAACGCUUACGCGUUAUCGGGACGAAGUCCUGAGUACGGCCACUCCAUCUCCAAAGGACAAGAGGAAGAGGGAUGAUGAAUCUGUCGCGCCGGAAUCACCCACCAGCAAGCUGUCGAAAAGAAGAUAUCAGUCACAAGAAAAACAAAAAGACCGCCCUGAUGACGACGAUAAAGAGAAGAACGAUCACGACCACGACUUUCUCGACCACGACAACAGCCAUGACACCAAUAAUAGAAAUAACGCUGCUAGGUACAAAGAACCAGAAUUUGUUCCGCCAGAAAAAAGACCCGAGCAUACCCGUCAGAGAAGGAAGCUUAUUGAAAAGAUAAUAAAAGAUCUCCAUAUUGAGUAUUGCAGUCGGUAUUCUGCUUCUACACUUGCCUCCUAUUCCGAGUUUCGUCUGCCCGGAACCGUCGCCCUACUUUCCGAUCCCAAGAGGGUACAUGUACUUCCGUUUCCAAUCGUCGACGUGCAGACACCCGCUGGAUUCGCGAUUAGCGAAGAAGAAGUUUGGCGAUAUACGGGGAGAGAGAAAUUCCCAGAACUUCUGCGUGAGCUCAAGUUUGUACUGCGGGAAAAUUCGUACACAAAGCUCUGGGUCUAUGGAAACAGGGGUUAUGGGAAGUCACACCUUCUAGCGGCACUUGUCUGUUAUCUGUCAGCUCUCGGCGAACACGUCAUAUAUGUUCCUGAUUGUCGCGUCUGGCUCAAUGAUCCCGUUAAGAUCUUUCAAGAAGCAUUGUGGUUUGCCUUUACCGACAAGGCGAUACAGGAUGAGAUCGCCAAACUAGACACGACCAAAAAGAUACAACAAUUCUUGACGGACAUGGAAAACCGGAAAGGCCGAAUCUUAUUUGUCUUUGAUCAGAUGAACGCAAUAUGUGUGAAUGAGACGGAUGUUGAGCACGUACGUUUGGCCAAAGGCCGACUCACAGCCUGGAUAUCUUGUUUGUUAGUCGGGCGCAAAGCAGUUGUCAGCUCGUCAUCCAAUAAUGGGGACUACCUCAGGGAGCAAAUUAUGCAGGACGAUAACCACACUAUGCGUGUUUAUGGUGGUUUAACUGAGGCAGAAAUGAAGUGCUGGUGGGCCCAUCGGCCUGGCUUGGAUCUGAGAGGCUACAGCGAGAAGGAAAUUGAAGAACUCACGGGUUGCAUCCCGCUACUCUUGAACGAAUGCGUGAUGAAUGGGGAGAUUAACCUCUCUCCACUAAGGGAUGUGGCAGAUAAGGCCGUAACGUUUACGGAGGAUAUCAAAAUGAAAACGAAAGACGUCGGCAAUCAGGCCCAUUGGAAUAUGCAUUGCGAGUACGUGAAGGCUUGCAUCCUCAACAGCCCUGUGCCCAGUGAAGUUUUGCAGAGACCCUACCUCAUCGACCAUCGGUUUUUCUUCCAACGCGGAGACGCCAUAGGAGGCUAUUCCUGCGGUGUAGUCCGGAAUGCCGUGACGGAGGCGCUCAUCGCAAAUCAACAAUAUUUCUCCGACUCCAGGUUCUUGAGAGUAUUGCCGACGUUCCAUAAUAACCCAUCUACGACAGGGUUUUUCAUGGAGUACGCUGUUCUCUUUUACUUACAACUGCAUGGUCUACCCUGCCACCAACAUCUUGCGGGCCACAUCGACAUGAUAACCUCCAAAACUGCCAUCCCGGACAUCCAAAAGAAUAUCAAAGGCAGGCCGGUGAUUUAUCACCCCGUCGAAUACAAUUACAAAACCCUAGAUGGAUUGAUUGUCUUGAUCGAGGAAGCGGUCAAUGGACAAAAGGAGAAAUUGUUCCUCUAUCCUUAUCAGGUCACAUUGCAUCGUAAGAAUCACAAGGAUUCUCAUGCAAUUUUCUUUGAUAACUAUGACCAGUGGGUCGCAGAGCUUCGGGAGUUUGAGGUGGUGACGGAGUUUAUAUGGUUCAGUGCGGACGAGAGUUUAAGCUCACACCAUGCGGCUGUACCUGCUUCUGAAGGCAGGACACUCAAGUCUGGAAACGUUUACCAACGACCCGGAUGGCCUGCACACAAAGAGUGUGUUGUCAAUUUUGGUGAUCUCAACACGGAACUCUGGGCCAAGUACCAGGAAGCCCAAGAGAAGGCAGAGAAGGAGAAAGCAAACAAGAACGCGCAAAGGGAAUCACAGAAGAGAGCACAACAUAAUGCGGAACGGGAAGCAGAGAAAGCAAGUAAGAAAGUUGAACAGGGAGCAACCGAGGCGGGAAAGACAGGAUAG
Rhinocladiella mackenziei CBS 650.93 is the source of this 2460-nucleotide messenger RNA. RefSeq lists its product as uncharacterized. The record is from RefSeq and is a predicted model, not a curated record. The coding region runs from base 1 to 2460 and encodes 819 amino acids. Gene Ontology annotation, molecular function: ATP binding. Lineage: Eukaryota; Fungi; Ascomycota; Eurotiomycetes; Chaetothyriales; Herpotrichiellaceae. The transcript has 3 exons.